This is a messenger RNA of Phytophthora nicotianae INRA-310, 940 nucleotides long. RefSeq lists its product as hypothetical. The record is from RefSeq and is a predicted model, not a curated record. The transcript has 4 exons. NCBI's taxonomy places the organism in Eukaryota, Oomycota, Peronosporomycetes, Peronosporales, Peronosporaceae. The coding region runs from base 104 to 664 and encodes 186 amino acids.
UGCCGAUACAAAAUUGUCCUUUAUUUUUACCAAUCGAAGCGUAUCAAGGGCUGGGGGGGUCUCCUUAGUAAAGGCAAGUGUAAUCUUCACCAGUAGCAACAGGAUGGCUAUGAGCAGCGCCGCUCUUGCUCCCGUGCUACCGGCGGAGCUACAGCAGGACCACAAGGCCGUGGGCGCAAAGUUGCGAGUGGUUACUGCCGCACAGGAGACCUUCGAGGGCGUCAUCUUCACGCUGGACCCUGUGGCCAACUUCCUCGUGCUCGAAGAGCAAGAUGGAGCCAAGAUCAAGACGCGUAUCUUCCAGCUUGAAGCGUUGCAGAAGGUUGAGGUGCUAGAACCUGCCCCCGCUGGACUCAUGUUGACGCUACCGGCCAUCAGCGCAGACGAGCUGCAGCGCAUGGAGCAGCGCAACAAGGGACUUGCCGAGCGGGCCUUGGCUUCUAUUGGACAGGGCGUGUCCGGUGAAGCUCAGGCUAUUUUCGACGCACUCAACAAGACGAUGCCGUGUGAGUGGGAAGGCGCAAACAUUCGAGUUAUGGGUGAGGUGGUGAUCAAGCCGCCGUACCAUCCGCAGAACUGCGUGAGUGCCAACACUCAGGUGCUCUUGCGGGUCAAGAAAGUGCUGGAGGGUGAGAAGAGCAAGUUAAAGAAGGCCAAGAAGUGAUAGGAUUGGGAUCGUCGUGCUUACAGAUCUCGCGGUCGAGGUGGUCCUCUGCUCCUCUGCUUCAACGGGGAGACGCAGUAUUCGAUCGCCAUCGUCGAAUGAGCGGACGUUGAUCAAUAUGAGCCUGUAGAGCCUAUAGGCUGGGCUCAAGUAGACUGGAGUACCCUAUGUACACUUGGGAAUAAAAGGAUGGAACGAUGGGGUAUCUUUUGUAAACAUAUCUGCACUUUUUGCCAUUCGAUUCUUGAGGUUGACAAAGAAUACUAUUCACCGAGU